AGUUAUCUCGACGUUCGAGACGUAAUGAAAGAAAACGAUAGACAAUGUAAAGGGUUCGAUGAUAAAAUUUUCGGCUGAUAGUCUCGCGCGACUGCGAGAACAAUUCAUCGUAGAUGUCCAUAGAUUUCGUGAGAGGCGUCGAGGUGCGGCAACAUGCGGUGAAGCCGCGGAUGUAUAGGUUAGGUCACGCAUAAAUCUCGAGGCCCGGCGUGAUCUCCUUCCGCAAGAUUUGAAUACACAAAUAAAUUGCAAUAACGAGAUGCGUUCGACCCAUGUUGCGCUGUACGCUUUCCGAUUGACGCUGAAUCAGGGAGCUAGUCCAGCUUUUUAUAGGGCCAAGAACUUCGAUCGUGGCACGGCGACAUCUGCAAUCUUCCUCGCGACCUUUGGAUUGUCUAUGAGCAUGUUCUCGUUGAAACAAAUGCAGUCGUCGCAUCAGCGUCGUCUGCGAAGACUCUGUUAGAGACGUCCUAUUAGUCAUAAUACAUCAAUAAACAAAAUCAACGGUCAUCUUGAAGAUAUAAAUUCAUCGAUUGUGAAAAUAUGUCUGCGCGACAUCAUAGCGGACGAUGUUAUUUUGAAGUCAGCAUGCGGCAUAUAUUGGGUUGAGCUAUUCUUCGCGUCUAGAGUGAGAGUUUGCGGUUUGUAUCUAUAUUGUAUUAGGUAAUCUACAAUUCCGAAUAAAUUUCGUGGCAUGUUUCUCUAUUAAAACGCAAACAACUUGCAUGUUUGAAGGAUCAUGUCCUCGAUUCGCAGACGCGCAUAUAAGACCGCGUGUUUCAAUUACGUAGAAUUCAGUACUUGGUACAGAUCGGGGUUACAAACGAAAUGGAGUUUUUGUUGAAGACAGUAUCGCUUUCGAGCGAAACGUGUAUGCUUCAUGAAUCGAGUGUAGUAGCUUUUUUCUCUAGAAACGAUAAAAAAAAUAAAGAUAGCUCAUCAUAUGAGAAGAAAGAGAUAUUCUAGUCGUGUGAGCAAACAAGAAAUGAUGCAGCGAAUACAUUUUUACACGAAUUCUUUUCCGAGAAAACUUUUGCUGCCGGUGAUCGAUGUAUCAUAAAAUAGAUUGCUUGUAUUUCUUUGCACCACGAUUUAGCUUAGCUUGUCGAUUGUUCUCGAGAAUAGUUCCUUCUAGUGUACGAUAUAGUCGCAACUACUGAAGUAAUGUUAUUUGAUUUUAUGAUAUAUCAUACGUCAUUGAUAUUAAACAGAAACUAAAGGAAAAAAUCACAUCAAGAAAUAACAUUAUAAUUUACUACUGUGUGCCAUUAAGUAAUGGUUGAUUAAUAAAAAUUAUACUUAGAGAUACAAUUAUAAAUUAGAAUUAAAUUUUCUGUUUGUAUCAUGAAAUCGCUUACCUACAAUCAGCAUGUUCAAAAGCAGAGCAUUUUCUAUAAAUCAGUUCUGAACGAGUUUUCUUUGGAAAGAUAGCAAACUACGUACGAGCUAAAGAGUUUCACUGACCGACGAGUCCGCGAAUCCCCUUAGUUAAGAAGAUUUUAAUGUUAUCACAAUCGAGUCAUAAACUUAAUGUACAAUUCAUCAAUCAAAUAUCAUUGAUAAUGCUCGUCCCGUUUUCGUCACUCCAAAGUCGCACUAAAUUUCUGUUAUUGAAUCUGAAGCACAAAGUGGUUAAUAAUUAUAUUCAAUUUUUGUUAUUGCAUUUUAUUACCGUAGUUGCUCCUCGCAAAUCUCAUCGCAAGAUUGCUUGAAAUUCGAUUUAAAUUCUCCUCUGUGUUUUUGACAAAUUAAAAUAAGAUUUAAAUGAAAUUCUUUCUUGUUAUUCGAUGCUAUUUUUUAUUUUACACGACAAAUACAUUACUGUGCUAUGAUUGCUCUAUAAAACAUAUAUACAUAUAUCUCUCUGUGUCAUUAUUAUACAAAUCUGUAUAUUAGGAUGUAUUGGUACUAUUUCGGAGCAUUUGUAAGAUUGAUCAUUGUUUAUAAUAAAACGUUGGUUCAAUUGGCUAGCACUUAUUUUUAUUAAAGAUUUCUCGUUAAUAAGUGUAAGAUUUACAUUUAAAUCUUACAGCAAGAGAAGGAAGCGAUUACGAGAAAACACAAAAUAUUAUAAAAGAGUAAUCGUAGACAUUGUAGAAUCAGAAUAUAAAAAAAUGAAUAGAGUACUAUUAAACAAUAUUAUCAAAAGGAAAUGUAUUGCGACAUCUGUCCUUUGGUCUUAACAUGUGUACAUUUAUUUAUAAUUAUUAUACAGUCUCAGGCUCGAUAUUCCAUGUCGUACAACGUCUUGCCCAUUCUUUCUCUCUCUCUCUCUCUCUCUCUCUCUCUCUCUCUCGUUUCUCAUAUUUUCAUAAAAA
Molecule: messenger RNA, 2318 nt
Organism: Trachymyrmex septentrionalis
Lineage: Eukaryota; Metazoa; Arthropoda; Insecta; Hymenoptera; Formicidae
Exons: 3
Coding region: 260-463 (67 amino acids)
Source: RefSeq, a predicted model, not a curated record